Messenger RNA from Pseudophryne corroboree (corroboree frog), 5824 nucleotides. RefSeq names its product oocyte zinc finger protein XlCOF6.1-like. Bases 1186 to 2655 code for a protein of 489 amino acids. Gene Ontology annotation, biological process: regulation of transcription by RNA polymerase II. The record is from RefSeq and is a predicted model, not a curated record. Lineage: Eukaryota; Metazoa; Chordata; Amphibia; Anura; Myobatrachidae. The transcript is spliced from 6 exons. Gene Ontology annotation, molecular function: RNA polymerase II cis-regulatory region sequence-specific DNA binding; DNA-binding transcription factor activity, RNA polymerase II-specific. Gene Ontology annotation, cellular component: transcription regulator complex; PcG protein complex; chromatin.
CUUACUAUACAGGGGGAGCAGCCUGUGGUGUCCUGUGUUAUUAUUAUUAUACAGGGGGAGCAGCCUAUGGUGUCCUGAUAUUAUUAUUAUUAUACAGGGGGAGCAGCCUGUGGUGUCCUGUUAUUAUUACUAUACAGGGGGAGCAGCCUGUGGUGUCUUGUUAUUUUUAUUAUUAUACAGGGGGAGCAGCAUGUGGUGUCCUGUUAUUAUUAUUAUUAUACAGCAGGAGCAGCCUAUGGUGUCUUGUUAUUAUUAUGCAGGAUGAGCAGCCUGUGGUGUCCUAUUUUUAUUAUUAUUAUUAUUAUUAUACAGGGGGAGGAGCCUGUGGUGUCCUGAUAUUAUUUUAAUACAGGGGGAGCAGCCUGUUGUCUCUUGUUGUUGUUAUUAUUACAAUACAGGAGUAGCAGUGUGUGGUGUCCUGUUAUCAUACCUCCCAACAUGACCCUCUCCAGGAGGGACACAAUGCUCUGCUUCUGGUCUUUUCUAUUAAUGUAAGAUUGCUGGCACCUGUUAUGAACAGGUUAAUGGAUAAGAAAGGUGUUUCAGCACAGGUGAUGGCAAUCAUAAAAUAGAGGGAAGUCCAGGAGCAGAGAAUUCUGUCCCUCCUGGAGAGGGUCAUGUUGGGAGGUAUGUGUUAUUAUUAUUAUUAUUAUACAGGAGGAGCAGUGUGUGGUGUCCUGUUAUUAUUAUUAUUACUAUUAUUAUUAUUAUUAUUAUACAGAGGGAGCAGCUUGUGGUGUCCUGUAAUUAUUAUUAUUAUACAGGAGGAGCAGCUUGUGGUGUCCUGUUAUUAUUAUACAGGGGGAGUAGCCUGUGGUGUCCUUUUAUUAUUAUUAUACUGGAGGAGCAACCUGUGGUGUCCUGUUAAUAAAGACAUAUGUUAUUAUGUUUAUGCUGGGGUGCAGCCUUUAGUGUCGUUGUUAUUAUUAUUAUUAAUUUUACUAUAUGAAAUUGUGGGGAUUGAAAAUAUUGCUCAAAUUCUCGGAUAUAUUAAAGCAGAGACCAUAAUAUACCUGGCAUGUGUAACAGAUGAUAAUUGAAGCAGUAUGAAGCAAAUGUAUAUCACACUCCUGGGAGUGUCACAGUGACAUCAUUUAGAUCUAUAGUAAUAAAGGAACUCCAGCUGUGGGGAACGGAGUCUUUAUUACACAUCACACGUUCUGUAUUCUCUCUGAUUCACAAAGGAUGGACAAGGACAGGAGUCACAGGACUGAGAGGAUAAUUAAUAUCACCCUGGAGAUCAUCUACCUGCUGACUGGGGAGGAGGUGGAGUAUAUAGAGGAACACAGGGGUCUGUACAAGGACGUGAUGAUGGAGAAUCACCGGCCGCUCACAUCACUGGAUGGACCCAGUAACAGAGAUACCCCAGAGAGAUGUCCCCGUCCUCUGUAUUCCCAGGAUUGUACAGAGGAGAAUCACAGGAUCCCACAGGAGGAUCAGGGUGAAGCCCAAAUAAAUAAUGUUAAAGUCAAAGAUACAGAGGGAGAAGAAGAGACGUAUGUGACUGAUAUAAAGGCAGAAGAUAUAGAGGGAGAAGAAGAGAUGUAUGUGAGGGGUGAUCAGCAGUGUACGGAGGAGGAGAUCCCUACAGAUAUCAGCACAGCAGAUGGACACACAAGCAAGAACAUCUCAGAAGGACAUCUAAUGUUAUCCCUGGAUUCUGAAAUAACCGAUAACGACAGUAGACAGGAUUCUCCAGGAGCUAACCCCAUUACCCCAAUUAUACAUCCAGCUCUAUCAGCUGAUCCCUCUGAUCCUGGGAAAUGUUCUCCUGAUCACUCUGAUAUUGGUGCAUCUGUUACAGCUCUGACAGUAGAUACAGUGUUUCCCUGUUCUAUAGAUGCCAAAUGUUUUACACAGAACACAAAGCUUAUUACCCAACAGCCAGCUAAGGCAGGUGAGAGGCCACUGAUAUGUUCUGAGUGUGGGAAAUGUUUUACAUAUAAAUCAGCUCUUGUUACACAUAAGAGAACUCACACAGGUGAGAAGCCAUAUUCCUGUUCUGAGUGUAGGAGAUGUUUUGCAAAAAAAUCACAUCUUGUUAUACAUCAGAGAAGUCACACAGGUGAGAUGCCAUUUUCCUGUUCUGAGUGUGGGAAAUGUUUUGCAACAAAAUCACAUCUUGUUUUACAUCAGAGAAGUCACACAGGUGAGAAGUCGUAUUCCUGUUCUGAGUGUGGGAAAUGUUUUGCACAGAAAUCAAAUCUUGUUAUACAUCAGAGAAGUCACACAGGUGAGAAGUCGUAUUCCUGUUCUGAGUGUGGGAAAUGUUUUGCACAGAAAUCAAAUCUUGUUAUACAUCAGAGAAGUCACACAGGUGAGAGGCCGUAUUCCUGUUCUGAGUGUGGGAAAUGUUUUGCACAGAAAUCAAAUCUUGUUAUACAUCAGAGAAGUCACACAGGUGAGAAGCCGUUUUCCUGUUCUGCGUGUAAGAAAUGUUUUGCACGGAAAUCAGAUCUUGUUACACAUCAGAGAAGUCACACAGGUGAGAGGCCGUAUUCCUGUUCUGAGUGUGGGAAAUGUUUUGCACAGAAAUCAAAUCUUGUUACACAUCAGAGAAGUCACACAGGUGAGAAGCCGUUUUCCUGUUCUGAGUGUGGGAAAUGUUUUGCAUGGAAAUCACAACUUGUUACACAUCAGCGAUUUCACAGAUGAGAAGCCAUUUUCAUGCUGUGAGAGAAAUAAAUCCGCUCUUGUUGAACAUAUUAGACAUUACCAAAGUACAGAACCAUUUCAAUCUUCUGGAGUAUAAUUAUCACUGUCGUGCAAUGUUCCUCAAGGGUGAAUCCGAUCUCUUAUGCUUUAUAAAAUAUACAUGCUACCACUGGGUGAUAUAAUCAGACGUCAUGGCCUGGUCUACCACUGCUAUGCUGAUGACCUGCUUUUUGCUCCAUGUACUGAGAACCUAAUACCAAUAAAUGGUUGUCUAGCUGAGCGCCAGGGGUGGAUGAUGCCAGUUGGCUAUGACUCAGUCUUUGUGAAACAUAAUAGAAGCUCACCAACAAAGGACAAGACUACAGCUUUACCAACCAUCUGGAUUUAUGCUUUGGUGUUCAGAAUUGCAAAAUACUGAACAUGUGCUGAAUCUUUGUGUUGUCCUGGUAUGUGGCUGACACAGACAUCAGGUAUCUGCCACAUACAAAUCCUCAUUCUUCCAUCUGUGGACCAUAGCCAGAAUCAAGCACUUGAUUCCCUCAGAAGUUCAUAGACUACUGCAAUGCCAUCUACCUGGGUCACCCAGCAAAAGAAUUACAGAGCUUGCAGCUAGUACAGAAUGCAGCAGCCAAGCUGUUACCUAACCAGCUCAUUCCUGCCACAUAACACCCAUUCUCUAUUCCCUUCACCGGCUGCCUGUAAGAUGACAAAUCUAUUUCAUAAUUGGCUAACUGACCUUCCCAGCCCAAUAUUACAUGGUCCAAGGUACUAGAAGCAGCUUCUGCCUCCUUACUGCCCUGCUUGCUGGCUUCUACAGAUGGACUGUUACCAGCAGUACCAAGAGUCUCCUGUCAUUCAUUUAAGGGUUGAACUUUUAGCUUUGCAGCCCUGACCAUGGAACGUACUGCCUUGCACAGUCCAAGAGGCCUCCACUCUAGAGACCUUCACAAGCAGACUGAUGACUGUUACUCACGCUUUUCAUUAAUGUUCCUCUAUUUACUUCCUAAAUAAUACAUCCCAAAUGCUUAGGUCUUUUUUCUGCUGUUUAUUUUGUAUCUUGUGCUUUAUGUAAAUGUGAGUGUCUAAUACCAGUUUCCACAAUCUGUAUUGCUGCAUGACAAUAUGGCGGCCAUUGGAACGUGUUUUCACUUCUUCUAGUUUGCCUAACUUGUUGCAGACACUCAUCUUGAUAAGGAGUGCUGAGUGUUUUCUGAUACAAGAUCCUAUCUAUAUAUACCCUGUACAUUACCAUGUGCAUUAGAGUCACCCGGGUUCCAUCUGCGGUGGUUUGUUGUAUGUUACAUCUAUAUGGUGCGGAUACUCCCCUGUAUUUCAUAAUAAAAGCUUUUGUUUGCAUGUAAUUAUUGCAUUAAAUCUUUUGUUUUUUAUUCUGUUUUAUAUUCCCGUCUGAGUAAUUACGCCAUAAUGUCUAAUCUCGGAGUGGACCCCAGAAGAUGUAAAGAAACCAUGUAAGUGUUCCAUCAUUCUGUUUCGUGUAAGCAUACAGGUAAGUGAUGGCACGGUGGUCACUGACCGUCACCUUCAGGUGGUAUAAUGGAAGUGGGACUAUCUGGGCUUAUUCUAGUCUACUGCAGAAAUAAAAAAAAUCAGCCUUUAUCCUGCUUAAAAAAAUUACAAAGCCCAUAAAUCAAGCUUGGUCGGACAAGACAAGUCACAUUAAUGGUGGCACAUCAUAUAGGCUGAGGACCCAUGUUUCUGGGAUAUAUGGCAUAACUCCCUCUUCACCCACAAAAACCUUCCCUUCACCAUUCACAAUGUCCACCAUUGCCCCUUCAGAAGGGACACAACUUUCCUUUGCUUUUCCACCUCCUCCUUCACAGAGCCCAGGACCACCUCCAUGACCAUUUCAUGUUUAUCUGGAAGCCAGGCAUCUGGGAGGUUCAUGGCCUGAGAUGACCACAGAACCACCAGGUAGUGGGCAAGAAGAAUCCACAGCCUCCUGAGGAACUGGAGAGUCCAAGGAUCCACCCCACAUGAGGCAGAGAAGGGUCAACCACAGGGACUGGCUCACCUAUUUCCUUCCUAAAAGCUGCUCUUUACCCAGUUUGGUACCUGUGGGAUCCCACUCCAAUUUCCCUUGAGAGUCCCUACCCUCACUAAUCCCUUCUGAACCUACUAGUUCCUUCACCUUCCAACCACUCCUCAUUUUUAAGCUUUUCACCACCUGCUGUGUGAGUACCAUCCAACCACUCCUCCUCUCCUUGACUCAUUGGUGUAGCAACCCCCUUCCCCCACCCCACCACACUGCUACACUGCAGUUAAGCUGUGAGACUUGCUGCUAGCAGUACUCACUACUCAGCACACACACACUCACAUCAUGAUUACACAGCUGUGCCAGAGACACUGUCUCACUGACAAAUAAAUAAUAAAUAAAUAAAAUAAAGGAAUAAGGGACAAUAAACAAAUAAAAACAAAUAUAUAUAAAUAAAUGGAUAGGAUAAGGAUAAAUUUAGUACAAAUACAGGGACUCAACAAUAAAAUGCAGUAAUGGACAAAGGAAGACAAUCAGUUAUACAACACAGUGGGAAAAGCUAAUAUGGAAAGUUAAUACUUAUCUGCUCCACUGAUCUCUGCACAGAAGUUGUUCUCCCCGGCUGCAGGCUCCCUUCCCCACCAGCUGCUGGCUCCCUCCGGCCACUGCUUCCUCCUGACUAUUGUCUCUCCCCGGCCGCUGGCUUCCCCCUUGCUGCCGGCUUCUGGCUCCCCCGGCUCACGGCUCUAGCACCUUGUCGCUCCAUCCUCGUGUGCGUCCUUGUGUGUGCGCGCCCAAUGUCACUUCCGGUUCCAGUCGCUUGAUGCUCUAUCAGUAAUAGGUUUCUCCAACAUACUUGAAAUGUAUUUGUAGUUGACUAUGUGCUCCUAUUGCUGAUUAUACUAAUGUAUAACCUGUGACUGCUGAAUUUACUAAAAUUCUGUCAGUUUUUUUCUGACUAUUCCGAUCUUCAAUGCUUGUGCAAAGCAAGGUAGGGUCGGAUUUUAUGUCACUUUAACAAAAUUUUAAGUGAUUACAGUCACAAAUUGUGUAGUACACUGUGCAAGUGUCUGAUUAUUUAUCAUGUCUAAGAGCGGCAAGGGUGAGGAAAAUACACUCACAGCAGCACCAAUACUCAUCAUGUUUGUCAAAGCUGGGCUAACCUCUCAGGAUCUG